Sceloporus undulatus (fence lizard) is the source of this 1606-nucleotide messenger RNA. RefSeq names its product oligodendrocyte transcription factor 1 (gene OLIG1). Bases 93 to 821 code for a protein of 242 amino acids. Gene Ontology annotation, molecular function: protein dimerization activity. The transcript has a single exon. The record is from RefSeq and is a predicted model, not a curated record. NCBI's taxonomy places the organism in Eukaryota, Metazoa, Chordata, Lepidosauria, Squamata, Phrynosomatidae.
UUCUCCGGGGACAUGCCUUCUCCCUUUUCUUGGCCCUGCAAGAGCUGCCUUGAGCCCAGCGCAGCAGACUGAGCAGGAGCAGCAGGAGGAGGAUGCUCAGGCACCAGCAGCCCCAGCAGGCGCCCUUGUUUGAGCUGGUGGCCUUCAGGCACCCGGCGCCGGCCCUGCCUGCCUCCUCUUGCAAAGGCCUGGCAGCAGAGUCCCCGGGCCCUUGCCCCGCCGCCGCCGCCGCCUCCGCCUUGAAAAGCGAGCAGCAGCAGCUCCGGCGCAAGAUCAACAGCCGCGAGAGGAAGCGCAUGCAGGACCUGAACCUGGCCAUGGACGCCCUGCGGGAGGUGAUCCUGCCCUACUCGGCCGCCCACUGCCAGAGCUCCCCGGGCAGGAAGCUCUCCAAGAUCGCCACCCUGCUCCUGGCCCGCAACUACAUCCUCCUCCUGGGCAGCUCCCUGCAAGAGCUCCGACGGGCCCUGGCCGAGAUCAGCGCCGCAGGGGCGGCAGCAGCCCCGCCGGGAGCAGCCAGCCCCAGGCUCCUCCUGGCCACCGGCUUCCCCCUCUUCGCCCCGGGAGCCCCCAUCCUCCUGGCCAGCCCUGGCAGUGCCAGCCACCACCCCCACCAUCCCCAGCACCAGGGCAGCCCCGGCGGCGGCGGCGGCGGCAGCAGCAAGUACCUGGCCCUGGCUGGCCUGGAGGAGCCCCCGCCCCCGCCGCCCUGCAGCCUGGCCCCCGGCCCCGGCCUCUGCCCCUGCGCCCUCUGCAAGGUGCCCCAGCUACUCCCCUCCGGACUGGGCUUGGCGGCCCUCCAGGCGCACUUCGGCAAGUGAGGAAGGCAAGCCCCCGCAGCCUGGCUUCAGAAACCCCACCAUCCGGUUCGAGAGCGCUUCAACUGCCUGAGACCAAGGCCAGGGGAUGCUGGGAGCUGGAAUCCUGACUGUGGGAAGUCACACUCUCUCAGCCUCAAGGCAAGGACACACGCCCCUCUCCCUCUCUCUUUCUGUGAAGAUGCCUGCCAAGGAAGCCCUGGUCCAAACCACACCGCAGAAACCAUCCUCUUUGAGACUGCUUUAACCCCCCCCCCCGCAUCUCCCACAUUCUCCCAGAAUCCCCCUCGCCUUGAGGCAGCUGCAGCGCUCUCGACCCGGAUUAAUGAGUGCGGACGCAGCCUUCCAGAGAUCGCCGCUGUCGGAGGAAGGACCGCUCCUGGAGGAAGCCGACUCCCAUCAAACGGAGCUGCUUGACUCAAGAGCCUCCUGGUUUUAAAGCAAGGGCACAGCAUCCUCUAUGGACCCAGGGAGUGGGGUUAUUUUCUGGUUGUUGUGGGGGGGGGGACUCCUGAUUCCCACAAUCCCCCAGGAUCCUGGGAGUUGAAAUCCAAACCAUCGCAGUAGCAUGUCCAUUCCUAUAACGCUUGCCGGUUUGCAAAGUGUCAGCCAGUGAUAGGUUUUUGGUGGGUUUUUCAGACUCAGGCUAUGAGUUCUAGAAGAGUUUAUUCCUGAUGUUUUGCCAGCAGCUGUGACUGGCAUUUUGUAAGUUGGUUCCUCAUUUUAGCCACCUACUGAAAGACAGCAAUAGCAAGAGCAAGUUCCAUUAAGCACUCCCUAAGCGCUUU